Molecule: messenger RNA, 837 nt
Organism: Cinclus cinclus
Lineage: Eukaryota; Metazoa; Chordata; Aves; Passeriformes; Cinclidae
Gene: BOLA1
Product: bolA family member 1
Exons: 2
Coding region: 166-558 (130 amino acids)
Cellular component (GO): mitochondrion
Source: RefSeq, a predicted model, not a curated record
UCCCGUGACGGCGGCGGGAGCGGAGCGGGGGGUCCGUCCAUAGGGGAUCGUCUAUAGGAGACCGUCCAUAGGGGACCAUCCAUAGGGGAUCGUCCAUCGGGGGAGAUCUGGUGCUGCCGCGGGGUGUCCUGUGGAAGGAGCGGGGAGUACCCGGCCCCUUCUCCGAUGCGUGGUCCCCUCCUGGGGUCCAUGGGGGGCGCGGGGGGGCCCCUGGCCCGCACCAUCCGUGCCAAGCUGACGGCGGCCCUGCAGCCCACGCACCUGGAGGUGCGGGAUGACUCCCCCCGCCACGGGGGCCCCCCCGGCGCCGAGACGCACUUCGGGGUGCUGGUGGUGAGCGGGCGAUUCGCGGGGCUGCCCCCGCUCCAGCGGCACCGCCUGGUGCACGAGGCUCUGCGGGCAGAGCUGGCCGGGCCCCUGCACGCCCUGCAGGUCAUCGCCCGCACCCCCGAGCAGUGGCAGAGCGACACCCACGUUCCCCCGCCGCCCCCUUGCUUGGGGGGCUCCAAGCGGGAGCGACGCCGUGGGGACGGGGGGGAAGCACCGGGGCAGCAGUGACAGCCCGGAGCCCCCCCACCCCCACCGCUCCCGGGACCCCCAACCCUGGUGUCAGCACAGCAGAUCUGGAGCCUGGAGUUCAGAGGGGGGGAAAAGUAAUGGGGGUGGCACACCCCCCCCCCAUCAUGCUCUGCCCCGACCCCCCACCCCACCCUCGGCUCCCCAUCACGCCAGCCUGAACCCACUCAACCACCCCCCAGCUACCACCCUAGGGGAAUUUUUGGGGUGUCCCUCCCAUUUAAUGUCUGAAUUAACUUAAAUAAACGUGUUCCGAGGGCA